ACAAGUAUGCGACAACAGUAGAAUAGGCAUGGGUAGAUGUCAACAUACUUUGUACUAUGUGUGCGCCUGACCCACCCACUGUGGCAUUUUCUGGGCUUCGUAUAUGCGGGCUUUGGGGGGAUCCCUUUCCCCCACGAAUCUAAGAGCUUUUAAGGUCCUGCCUUUUGCUUAUUGUUAUCGUCCCCCAUGAUGUCCGCUGUCUCUUCCUUUCCCACAGCCCCAGCUGGGGUGUCAUCUCUUUGCCAGCAAGCUUGGGAGCAGGUGUUUUCCAAGGUGAAGCGGGCUGUCGUUUUCAUGGACUCUGCUUGUGCUGAGAGCCUGCACUGGACCUGUGGAGGAGCUGCGAGGCUGCUGCAAGCCGGGGCUCUGAACGUCAAAGAGUUUUCCAGCUUUGAAUCUGGGGGUGCGGAGCAACCCAAGGCGGUGUUUGUGGUCAGCAGCUUGCUGAAAGGGCGAACGGUGGCCAUCAUUCGGGACAUUGUGAGUCUCAGCAACUUCCAGUACAGUGUGGUUUUCACAGCUGUCAGCCAUGCAGCUCACCUGCAGGCUCAUAAUGCCUCUGGCGGUGCUGAGGCUGAAGGUGGCAGCCCUGUGGUUUUUGAGCAGUUUGAAGAAAAGCUUUGCCAGUGGAUGGGUAACAUGAACUACACUGCAGAAGUACAGCAUUGUGCAUUGUUUCUGGCACCUAUAUCACCCCACCUCUUUGUCCUACCUGCCUUUUCUUCUCUUUUCCCCCUGAUGGCUCAGGAUUUGUCUCAGAUCAAUAACGGCAGACCAGAGAAGAAAAAAUUUGCUAACUUGAGUGAUGUUGACUUUUCCUCUCUGUCUUCAGAGCUGCAGCUUGAGAUCAGGACAUUGGUGUCUGGUUUAAACUCCUUAUUUGAGUGCCUAGGUGUGCGGGAGGAAUGUUUUGCUGUUGGGCCACUGAGCAGGAUCAUUGCAGGGGAUCUAGCCAAUUACUCCCAAGCCAAGACCAGAAGGAAAGCUGCUCAAAGUAGAGCCUCUGUUAUUUUUGUGGAUAGGACAUUAGACUUGACAGGAGCAGUUGGUCAUCACGGUGACAACUUAGCAGAGAAGAUUCUGUCUGUGCUUCCCAAACUUCCAGGUCAUGCAAAUGACGUGAUGGUCAGCAUGGUGGAACUCACAGCUUUGCAGACUGAUGAUGCAAGUUGCCACAUCAUAGCACCAGGCUGCUUGGCACAACCCACUGAUCCAGCUGCUAAAGCUCUGUGGGAGUCCUUAAUGAACCUCAAGCACAAAGAAGCUGUGAUGGAAGUUAGGAGACACCUAGUGGAGGCUGCGAGCAGAGAAAAUUUGCCGAUCAAGAUGAGCAUGGGAAGAGUCACCCCUGAACAGCUCGCCUCGUUCAUCCAGCUCUUCAAAAAGAAAUUUGAAGCUCUGGAGAACCACUGUGGGCUUUUACAAAUUGCACUAGCCACGGUGCAGACACUAAAGAACACUCAAAAUGCCAAAUGGGACAACUUCUUAGCCUUUGAAAGGCUACUUAUGCAGAAUCUUGGAGAAUCAGCACUGCUCGGUGUUUUGAACCAAUUAGUGCCAAUAAUCAAGUCUCGUAACAACAGGACAGAUGACGAUCACACCCCUGAAGACGUCCUCAUCUUGUUGGUGUAUAUUUAUUCCAUCACAGGAGAAGUUGGUACUGGGAAAGAGUUAGAUGAGGCUGAAGGAAAAGUGAAAGAGUCACUUGUCCAUUCGAUUUGCGAUGAACCUGAGCUAUCUACCUUACUUCAAAAAAUAACAGGCUGCAAGUCUUCGUUGGAUCUGACAUGUCAGAAGGUCACCGUGGCAGUCAAUAAGAUCUUUAAAACCCUCAGGGACAUUACAAGAGCUCGAGCACAGAUGAAACAGUUUAAUUCAGUAUAUAUCCCAGGAAGCAGUACCCUACAGGCUUCUUACAAACCAUUGCUGAAGCAAGUGAUGGAGCAGAUAUAUAAUCCUGAUAGACCUGAUUGUGCUGAUAUUGAACAUAUGUCUUCUGGGCUCACCGACCUUCUGAAAACUGGAUUCAGCAUGUUUAUGAAGGUGAGUCGCCCUCACCCUAGUGAUCAUCCUUUGCUGAUCAUCUUCAUGGUUGGAGGAGUGACUGUGUCUGAAGUGAAAAUGGUAAAGGACCUUCUAUUGGCGCAGAAGCCUGGAGCACAGAUAAUCGUGCUGUCGUCAACCCUCCUGACUCCACUUCGCAUUCUUGAGUUGAUCUUUGCAACAGACCAUCUACAGCCGGACAUUGGCAUCUGAAGGACGGAGCAUUUGUCAAGGUUAAGCAGCUGGUUUGACUUGCUGAAAAUAUUAAACAAAACCCUCAUCUUCUAUCCUUCGGGGCAUCCUUCAAAAAUAAAACCACCUCUUUCCUUAAAAAAUAAAUUGAUCUGAUGGCCUUAAAGAAAUGUAUCUAAAAACAUGGUAGCACUUGAAAAUCUUUUUUAUUAUGCCAGUGACGUCAAUCCCGAGUAAAGAGUUAUUUCCAUCCAGCAUUACUUCUCUCUGCAGUAAUUCCAUAGUUAACUGAAGCCCUUUUAUCUCCAGCUUAUUGACAUGGACCGUCCUUGCGAAGGAUAACAAUUGCCACAUGUAGCAGUUUCAUAGGAAUAUUGUAGAACAAUGAAAGAGAGCAAAAGGGUAUUCCAUUUUUAUACAGAGUUUCUCUUCCGUCUGCAGCCAUCAUGUCAAUUGGCUGGUUUUGUGAUAUAAGUUAGGAAUGGCAGAUUAGAUCUUAAAUUCUCUGAGAGCAAAUGGACCUCAAUGGCAUCUUCUCAGUCUGUGAUGCAGCAGAGGAUGUACAGUAGAAUAUCUCACAGAUUUUAUAAUGAUAAUCCAUUUCCCAACCAACAGGCAUCUCUUGGGUAAGAGAAAAGCCUGGAUCACCUUUUAAUUGUUUUCCCAAAGUUCUCUGUCUCUUGAUGGUUUGAGAUGAAAAUGUUCUAAAUGGUGUUUAGCUGUGUUAGAGAUAAAUACACAGCUCUUGAUGGCUAACCAUACAUUUGUAUAUCAUAAGCUCGGUGGCAGAGAUUCGAAGGUUGGGCAGCUGAGUAUCAAAAUAAAGGUGUUCAUUUGUUUUGGUA
Messenger RNA from Sphaerodactylus townsendi, 3080 nucleotides. It is a transcript of the gene SCFD2, whose product is annotated as sec1 family domain containing 2. The transcript is spliced from 9 exons. Lineage: Eukaryota; Metazoa; Chordata; Lepidosauria; Squamata; Sphaerodactylidae. The record is from RefSeq and is a predicted model, not a curated record. The coding region runs from base 187 to 2256 and encodes 689 amino acids. Gene Ontology annotation, biological process: vesicle-mediated transport; intracellular protein transport.